GUGGAGUUGUUGAAGCGCGCUAUAAAUCUGAGCGCCUCGCAGGACAGUCCUCCAGAUUAGCGGUUGACGCACAGGAUGGAUUUGGAGGAUUUGGAGAGGCAGAAGACAACUUUCCUUUAAAGUUUCACCCAACAAUGGACUACAAAAUUAUAUUAUAUUCUGGUCUGUUUUCGUAGAACACCGCAGUUCAAAAUGAACGUGUUCAAAAUGAGGAAAGCCGUUGUAAAAGAAGCGGUUAAACGUUUUCCAUGGCUAGCCAACGUUACUCUGUAUGGCUGCCUGUUUGCCGGCGGCGACUUCGUCCAUCAGAUGAUCGCACAGAGAGAAGAGAUGGACUGGAAACACACCAGAAAUGUUGCCAUAGUGGCCAUUAGCUUCCAUGGAAACUUUAAUUAUUUCUGGUUGCGGGCAUUGGAAAGCCGUUUCCCGGGAAAAUCUCCCGGAAUGCUCUUCCGCAAACUGCUCCUGGACCAAAGUUUUGCGUCGCCCUUGGCAACUAGUGUCUUCUACACAGGAGUGAGUUUCUUGGAGAAUAAAGAUGAUAUCUUCGAGGACUGGAGAGAAAAGUUCCUCAACACCUACAAGACUGGACUCAUGUACUGGCCUUUCAUGCAGUUCCUAAACUUCAUCCUGAUACCUCUAUACCUGAGGACAGCCUUCAUGGGCUGUUGUGCGUUCCUGUGGGCCACCUUCCUGUGUUUCUCCCGGCAGAGCGGGGACGGUACGGCCAGCGUGGCCCUAGCCUUCUUCCUGUAUCCCAAACAGAGGCUGCAGGCCGCCCGGGAGGCCCACCUCGCACGCAAGAAACAGAAAGAAGAGGAAGAACUGCAGCAGAGCACUGAGAACUAACUGAAUUGGUUCAGUGAGAUUCGAUUCAAUUCAAGAAACAGAAAACAGAGGAGGACCCGAGCACUGAGAACUGAACUGAUUAAAUUUCAUUCUAUUCAAUUCAAGAAACAGAAAAAUCAAGCACUGAGAACUGAACUGAUUUAAUUUCAUUCUAUUCAAUUCAAGAAACAGAAAAAUCAAGCACUGAGAACUGAACUGGUUUAAUGAGAUUCAAUUCAGAAAACAGAAGAAUCAAGCACUGAGAACUGAACUGGUUUAAUGAGAUUCAAUUCAGGAAACAGAAAACAGAAGAAUCAAGCACUGAGAACUGAACUGACUUAAUGAGAUUCAAUUCAAUUGAGGGAACAGGAAAACAGGAGGACCCGAGCACUGAGAACUGAACUGCUAAAAUGUUAUUUCAAUUCAGUUUCAACAAAACGUUGUUGUUAUCUCUACCUGUCUUCAAGAGCAUCAAGACAAGGCAUGAGGGCAUGGUUGGAGGGUGACAACACACUGUCAUCGUGUGAGGACAGGCCAGGCUCUCACACCUUAGAAUAAACUAAAAACAGAUAGUUUGAUUCAGUUUGAUUAAAUAUAACUUUAUUGAUAUCCUCAGGGGAAAGGAAGAGUGAAUAUAACUUUAUUGAUAUGCUCAGGGACAAGGAGGAGUGAAUAUAACUUUAUUGAAUAUAACUUUAUUGAUAUCCUCAGGGGCAAGGAGGAGUGAAUAUAACUUUAUUGAAUAUAACUUUAUUGAUAUCCUUAGGGGCAAGGCGGAGUGAAUAUAACUUUAUUGAUAUCCUCAGGGGCAGGGAGGAGGCAUCAUUGGAGCACAGUUACAUAAUUUAGGCCUACUGUACAUAUACAAAUACGUCCACCUAAUACUAUGCCAGCAACACAUACAGUGUUAAUUUCAACACAACUUUAUCAAUCCCGUCAAGGGCAACCCAGAAAGUAUAGUCGGACUCGGAGCACAUUACUUACAGACAUUCAGACUGUACAGGUGUAGAAGUGCAAUACAUUACGUGAAACAGAACAAGUUCCGUUUUUAUUUAACCUUUAUUUAUGUAGCUUUGUCUCAUUGAGAUCAACAUCUCUUUUGCAAGAGACCAGGGGCCGUAUGUAUCAAGCGCUUCAGAGAAGGAGUACUGAUCUAGGAUCAGUCCCCCCCCGUCCCCCCCGUCCA
Coregonus clupeaformis (lake whitefish) is the source of this 2014-nucleotide messenger RNA. RefSeq names its product mpv17-like protein. The transcript has 5 exons. NCBI's taxonomy places the organism in Eukaryota, Metazoa, Chordata, Actinopteri, Salmoniformes, Salmonidae. The coding region runs from base 193 to 849 and encodes 218 amino acids. Gene Ontology annotation, cellular component: cytoplasm; membrane. The record is from RefSeq and is a predicted model, not a curated record.